Messenger RNA from Balaenoptera musculus (blue whale), 4059 nucleotides. RefSeq names its product myosin IIIB (gene MYO3B). NCBI's taxonomy places the organism in Eukaryota, Metazoa, Chordata, Mammalia, Artiodactyla, Balaenopteridae. Gene Ontology annotation, molecular function: protein binding; protein kinase activity; ATP binding. Gene Ontology annotation, biological process: protein phosphorylation. Gene Ontology annotation, cellular component: myosin complex. The record is from RefSeq and is a predicted model, not a curated record.
AUGGCCUCCAGGGUCCUCUCCCGCUGCACACGGAAACAUCUGUAUGGAUUGUUUCAUUACAGCACCACGAUGCUUGGACUUGAAUCGCUUCCAGAUCCCACAGAUACCUGGGAAAUUGUAGAGACCAUAGGUAAAGGCACCUAUGGCAAGGUCUACAAAGUAACUAACAAGAGAGAUGGGAGCCUGGCUGCAGUAAAAAUUCUAGAUCCAAUCAGUGAUAUGGAUGAGGAGAUUGAGGCAGAAUACAACAUUUUGCAGUUUCUUCCGAAUCACCCCAACGUUGUAAAGUUUUAUGGGAUGUUUUACAAAGCAGAUCACGGUGUGGGAGGACAGCUGUGGCUGGUCUUGGAGCUGUGUAAUGGGGGCUCCGUCACCGAGCUUGUCAAAGGUCUACUCAGGUGUGGCCAGCGGCUGGAUGAAGCAGUGAUCUCAUACAUCUUAUAUGGGGCCCUCUUGGGCCUUCAGCAUUUGCACAAUAACCGAAUCAUCCACCGUGAUGUCAAGGGGAAUAAUAUUCUUCUGACAACAGAAGGAGGAGUUAAGCUCGUUGACUUUGGCGUCUCAGCGCAACUCACCAGUACACGUCUGCGGAGAAACACAUCUGUCGGCACCCCAUUCUGGAUGGCCCCUGAGGUCAUUGCUUGUGAGCAGCAGUAUGACUCUUCCUAUGACGCUCGCUGUGACGUCUGGUCCUUGGGGAUCACAGCUAUUGAACUGGGGGAUGGAGACCCUCCCCUCUUUGACAUGCAUCCUGUGAAAACGCUUUUUAAGAUUCCAAGAAAUCCUCCACCUACUUUACUUCAUCCGGAAAAAUGGUGUGAGGAAUUCAACCACUUCAUUUCACAGUGUCUUAUUAAGGAUUUUGAAAAGCGGCCUUCCGUCACACAUCUCCUCGACCACCCAUUUAUUAAGGGAGUCCGCGGGAAGGUUUUGUUUCUGCAAAAACAGCUGGCCAAGGUCCUUCAAGACCAGAAGCAUCUAAAUCCUGUUGUUAAAACCAGGCAUGAAAGGAUGCAUACCAGAAGACCCUAUCAUGUGGAAGAUGCAGAAAAAUACUGCCUUGAGGAUGAUUUGGUCAAUCUCGAGGUUCUGGAUGAGGAUACAAUUAUUCAUCAGUUGCAGAAGCGUUAUGUGGACUUACUGAUUUAUACAUAUGUUGGAGACAUCUUAAUUGCCUUAAACCCCUUCCAGAAUCUAAACAUAUACUCUCCACAGUUUUCCAGACUUUAUCAUGGAGUGAAACGUGCCUCAAAUCCCCCCCACAUAUUUGCAUCAGCAGAUGCUGCUUACCAAUGCAUGGUUACUUUCAACAAAGACCAGUGCAUUGUCAUCAGUGGAGAAAGUGGCUCUGGGAAGACGGAAAGCGCCCACCUGAUAGUUCAGCAUUUGACCUUCUUGGGAAAGGCAAGUAAUCAGACCUUGAGAGAGAAAAUUCUGCAAGUCAACUCUCUGGUGGAAGCCUUUGGAAAUGCAUGCACUGCCAUCAAUGACAAUUCCAGCCGUUUUGGAAAAUAUCUGGAAAUGAUGUUUACACCAACUGGAGCUGUGAUGGGGGCAAGAAUCUCUGAAUAUCUCCUUGAAAAAUCCAGAGUUAUAAAACAGGCAGCGGGAGAGAAAAAUUUUCACAUAUUUUACUAUAUUUAUGCUGGCCUUUACCACCAAAAGAAACUUUCUGAGUUCAGACUUCCUGAGGAAAAGCCUCCUAGGUACAUAUCUGAUGAAACCGGAAGGGUGAUGCACGACAUAACUUCCAAGGAGUCUUACAGAAGACAGUUUGAAGCAAUUCAGCAUUGCUUCAGGAUUAUAGGGUUCACUGACAAGGAGGUGCACUCAGUGUACAGAAUUUUGGCUGGGAUUUUGAAUAUUGGAAACAUUGAGUUUGCAGCUAUUUCCUCUCAACAUCAAACUGAUAAAAGUGAGGUGCCCAAUGCAGAAGCCUUGGAAAAUGCUGCCUCGGUUCUCUGUAUCAGCCCUGAAGAGCUCCAGGAGGCCCUCACCUCACACUGUGUGGUCACCCGGGGUGAGACCAUCAUCCGCGCCAACACCGUCGACAGGGCCUUGGAUGUCCGAGAUGCCAUGUCCAAAGCCCUGUAUGGGAGGCUUUUCAGCUGGAUCGUAAAUCGCAUCAAUACACUCCUCCAGCCAGACAAAAAUUUACGUACUUCAGACGAUGGUAUGAACGUGGGGAUCUUGGAUAUUUUUGGAUUCGAGAACUUUCAGAGAAAUUCAUUUGAGCAGCUCUGCAUAAACAUCGCCAAUGAGCAAAUCCAAUACUAUUUCAAUCAGCACGUUUUUGCUCUUGAGGAGAUGGAGUAUCAGAAUGAAGGCAUUGACAUGACACCCGUGGAGUAUGAGGACAAUCGCCCCCUCUUGGAUAUGUUCCUCCAGAAACCUCUGGGACUGCUCUCACUUUUGGAUGAGGAGAGUAGGUUUCCCCAAGCAACGGACCAGACCCUGGUUGAUAAAUUUGAAGAUAAUCUCCGAUGCAAAUACGUCUGGAGGCCCAAAGGAAUGGAGCUGUGCUUUGGCAUUCAGCACUAUGCUGGAAAGGUAUUAUAUGAUGCUUCUGGGGUUCUUGAGAAAAACAGAGACACUCUCCCUGCCGAUGUGGUUGUCAUACUGAGGACAUCGGAAAACCAGCUUCUUCAGCAACUCUUCUCAAUCCCUUUGACCAAAACAGGUAACUUGGCCCAGACAAGAGCCAGGAUAACAGCAGCCACAAGAUCUUUGCCUCCGCAUUUCAGUGCCGGGAGACCCAAGGUGGACACUCUGGAGGUGAUACGGCAUCCGGAAGAAACCACCAACAUGAAGGGGCAGACCAUGGCUUCUUACUUCCGGUAUUCUCUGAUGGAUCUGCUCUCCAAAAUGGUGGUGGGACAGCCCCACUUUGUACGCUGCAUCAAGCCCAACGAUGACCGAGAGGCACUGAAGUUCACCCGAGACAGAGUGCGGGCCCAGCUCCGCUCCACAGGCAUCCUAGAGACGGUCAGCAUCCGCCAGCAGGGUUAUUCCCACCGUAUCCUCUUCGAAGAGUUUGUGAAAAGGUAUUAUUAUUUGGCAUUCAGAGCACAUCAAACACCUCUUGCUAGCAAAGAGAGCUGUGUCGCUAUCUUGGAAAAGUCCAGAUUAGAUCACUGGCUGCUGGGAAAAACAAAGGUUUUUCUCAAGUAUUACCAUGUUGAGCAGUUAAAUUUGCUACUGCGGGAAGUCAUAGGCAGAGUGGCUGUGCUGCAGGCCUAUGUCAAGGGGUGGCUUGGAGCCAGGAGAUACAAAAGAGUCAGAGAGAAGAGAGAGAAGGGGGCCGUUGCCAUCCAGUCAGCCUGGAGAGGAUAUGAUGCUCGGAGGAAAUUUAAGAAAAUAAGCAACAGAAGGAGUGAGUCUGCUGUUCAUAUUCAAGCAGGGAGCCCUUCAGGCCAAAGCUGUGAUCUACACCCCACCGUUGCAGGGGGCACCAGGGGAACUGCCCAGGUUCAAGACUGCAGUGAGCCCGGCGACCACAAAGUUCUGAGGGGCUCUAUCGAUCGUAAAAGCAGUCCACACGCAGAAUCCAGCAAUGGCCAUGCAGAGACUUCAAGCAACUCUCCUGCUAUCGCUGAGAAAGAUCGGCAUUCACAAGCCCAGAGUUCUUCAGAAGGGUGUGAUGUCUUCGCAGGACAUUCAAAUGAGCACUCAGUUUCUGGGACUGAGUCUCUCUCUUCUCAGACAUGCCAUGCUGCUCCAGAUCGCCCAGGACUGAGUCCCUCGAGGGGAGCCCCUGCAAAAUCUGAUUCAGAAAAUGGUCUUGCACAGAAGCAGCGAACACCUCACCGAAGAUGUCAGCAGCCCAAAAUGUUGAGUAGUCCUGAGGACACCAUGUACUAUAACCAGUUAAAUGGAACUCUAGAAUAUCAAGGGAGCAAGAGGAAGCCAAGAAAACUUGGCCAAAUCAAAGUGCUUGAUGGGGAAGAUGACUAUUACAAAUCUCUGUCACCUGUGGGCUCUAUCCCCGAGGAGGACAGCUCAGCCCACCCUCUCUUUUUUUCUUCAUCCUCAAAGGGAGCAUCUUCUGCUCAGCACUGA